UUUCUUGAGGCACCCAUGCCACUGGGGUGACUUUCGUCACACGUCGCCGUCGCAGUCCUUCGGUCGGCGGUUCCCACGUGUUGCGGAGCGAGGCCAGGCGGCCCCUGCUCGAGGCCCGCGUCGCCAUGGCCGCGGUUCCCGAGUCCCUGCCGCCGCUGGAAGAGGACCGCGGCAAGCUAAGAUCUGUGUCUGUGGACCUGAACGUUGACCCUUCACUGCAAAUUGACAUACCCGAUGCACUGAGUGAGAGGGACAAGGUCAAGUUCACGGUGCACACCAAGACUACACUACCUGCAUUUCAGAGUCCAGAGUUUUCUGUUACAAGGCAACAUGAGGACUUCGUGUGGCUACAUGACACUCUCAUUGAAACAACAGACUACGCAGGGCUUAUUAUUCCUCCAGCUCCUACGAAGCCGGACUUUGAUGGCCCUCGUGAGAAGAUGCAGAAGCUGGGAGAGGGAGAAGGGUCCAUGACCAAGGAGGAAUUUGCCAAGAUGAAGCAGGAGCUGGAGGCGGAGUAUCUCGCUGUCUUUAAGAAGACUGUGUCCUCCCAUGAAGUCUUUCUUCAGCGGCUCUCUUCUCACCCCAUUCUCAGUAAAGACCGCAACUUCCAUGUUUUCCUGGAAUAUGAUCAGGAUCUAAGUGUCAGGCGGAAGAACACCAAAGAGGUGUUUGGUGGGUUUUUCAAGAGUGUGGUGAAGAGUGCUGAUGAAGUUCUCUUUUCUGGGGUUAAGGAGGUGGAUGACUUCUUUGAGCAGGAGAAGAACUUCCUGGUUAACUACUACAACAGGAUCAAGGACUCCUGUGGCAAAGCUGACAGGAUGACCCGGGCGCAUAAAAGUGUUGCUGAUGACUACAUCCACACAGCAGCUUGCCUGCACAGCCUGGCCUUGGAGGAGCCCACCAUCAUCAAGAAGUACCUAUUGAAGGUUGCUGAGCUAUUUGAAAAACUUCGGAAAGUGGAGGGCCGUGUCUCCUCAGACGAAGACUUAAAGCUGACAGAGCUGCUCCGCUACUACAUGCUCAACAUCGAGGCUGCCAAGGACCUUCUGUACAGACGCACCAAAGCCCUCAUUGACUAUGAGAAUUCCAACAAAGCUCUGGACAAGGCCCGACUGAAGAGCCGGGACGUGAAGGUGGCCGAGGCACACCAGCAGCAGUGCUGUCAGAAGUUCGAGCAGCUCUCGGAGUCAGCAAAGGAAGAACUGAUGAACUUCAAACGGAAGAGAGUGGCAGCAUUUAGGAAGAAUCUGAUAGAGAUGUCAGAGCUGGAAAUCAAGCAUGCCAGAAACAAUGUCUCCCUCCUGCAGAGCUGCAUUGACUUGUUCAAGAGCAACUGACUAUGACUAUCAGUCUGCUUGCCUCAGAGGAAGACUUGUGAGAAGCCAGCGCCACUUGCACUUCGUCGUCCUUGCUGUAGAUGAUUAGCUUUGACUUUAGCUUACAAUUAUGUGAAUAAAUAUUUUGAUUUCUAAAAAUCUUAA
Messenger RNA from Octodon degus (degu), 1484 nucleotides. RefSeq names its product sorting nexin 5 (gene Snx5). NCBI's taxonomy places the organism in Eukaryota, Metazoa, Chordata, Mammalia, Rodentia, Octodontidae. The coding region runs from base 126 to 1340 and encodes 404 amino acids. Gene Ontology annotation, biological process: pinocytosis; intracellular protein transport. The record is from RefSeq and is a predicted model, not a curated record. The transcript is spliced from 14 exons. Gene Ontology annotation, molecular function: dynactin binding; phosphatidylinositol binding. Gene Ontology annotation, cellular component: endosome.